This is a messenger RNA of Sphenostylis stenocarpa, 309 nucleotides long. Lineage: Eukaryota; Viridiplantae; Streptophyta; Magnoliopsida; Fabales; Fabaceae. The record is from the annotation of a GenBank genome assembly.
AUGAUACGGAUUGAGUUGCAAGAUCCUCACCCCUUUUCCUGGAUGUGGACUCUGAAUAACCCUGCUAAAAAACAGGUUACCAAGAGGGAAAUGAUGGGAAAAUUGAAGAAUUGGAAACGGAGGUCUUAUAAGGAUGCAUUCCUAAACGGUGGUCAUUUUGUUCCAUCUGGUUAUGGAAGUUGUGACCCAAAUUAUUCACCUUCUCAAUUUUUUACUGCUGUACCUGCUUCAUUGGUGCCUGCAAUAACUCUAAACACAGGUCCCCUAACUUGUGUUGUAGACGCAAUUUGGAAUCAUGCAUCAGAGUAG